GAAAGGCUACACAAGCUUAACGUCAAGCUGAAACAAGAGCUUGGGAAGCCAAAGUUGAAGUUAAGAUCUGACGAAGGUUAUCAGCAGCUACUGGGCAUGAUUCAAAGCGAGGCCCGCAAACUGGAAAGUAGAAAGGGAGUGGAUAAAAUUGGGCGAAUCUGCAGCAACAUGAUGAAAUUUCAAGAUAUUGUCUCAGCUGGUGCUGCCGUGGGGGGACCGUAUGUCGCGAUUCCUGCUGCAGCGUUGUUCUCUGUGUUCUCCGUAAGAUGAACGAGAUCUACGUGGCUGAACGAGCAGCAAUGUACGAGGUUGCGGAGACUGUCGCAGACUACGUUGUGAUGAACCGGAAAUCGCAGGAAUGGACUACGAUCCAAGCAAGUGACGAUGCCGACAUGCGCGAACUGAAAGAGAGCCUGCAAUCCGUGUUCAUAAGUCUGUACAAAGCUAUCAUCUUUGCAAUCGCUCAGCUUAUGACAUCACUAAAAGGAGACUUCCAGUGGAUCAAGAACGUCGCUAAGUAUUACGACUGGGAGGGUCAGCUUGAAACCCUGAACAAGCGACAACAUCGCAUAUCACAAUUCAUGCAUUCAAAAGAGUGGCAAGAGGCAAUAACACCAUUACUGGCAAACAAACCGCAACUAAAGAGGCAACCCAAGAAAGCUAUGGGCCCAGGGCCCCGCAAUCCGCUCCACUGGGCCGCCGCGCUUGGUGUGCCAGAACAAGUCGCAUUCUACGUGCAGAACAAGGAGUACCACAUCAACGCCCUAACAAAGCAGAGUUGGACAGCUGCGCACUUGGCUGCAAGAGAAGGGCAUACCAAGAUACUGAAGCUGCUGUUGACUGUCCCCGACAUCAAUCUCUUUAUCAAAAAUCGCGAGGAACGCACUCCGCUGCACAUCGCCGCUAUUUACAACCGAAAAUGGGCCGCAAAGGCCUUGCUCGAGCGAGAUUGUAAACUACUCGGUCCGCGUGACAAGUGGAACCGUACAGCUUUUGCCAUCGCGGCCGAGCAGGGGCACGUAAAGAUCUUGGAGGUUCUGAAGGGGUUCGGACAGGACAUGAACGAGGUUACUCUAAAUCAAGGCUGGACUGCACUUCAUCUGGCUGCAGAGAAGGGACACACAGACACCGUGAAGUGGUUACUGGAGAAUGGGACCAAGAAGUUGACAAAGAUAAAGAGUGGACCUGAAAAGGGGUUGACAGCGAGACAAAUAGCCGAGCGGAAGGGGAAAGUCAAAGUGGUGGAGGUCCUUGGAGGAUGAUGUGGGAAUAGAGAGAUCAUGACACAAUGUGGCAGAAAUUGGCACUAGAACUUUUAUUUCUCGCCUUCCGUCCAUACGUCUAAACCGGGUGACGUGAUUGCCUACAGGCUCUUUGGCCUCGUCACCCUGGUUUGGGGAUACCUACGUUAUGUAUGAAUUUACUGCUAGUCACUAUCGGCUGAGAAUCAACCUAGUCCGAAAUGCCGCGUGACCAAUAGUAAGA
Boeremia exigua is the source of this 1485-nucleotide messenger RNA. Its product is annotated as ankyrin repeat-containing domain protein. The coding region runs from base 267 to 1262 and encodes 331 amino acids. The transcript has 2 exons. The record is from RefSeq and is a predicted model, not a curated record. NCBI's taxonomy places the organism in Eukaryota, Fungi, Ascomycota, Dothideomycetes, Pleosporales, Didymellaceae. Gene Ontology annotation, molecular function: protein binding.